AUGCUUCACCACAAGCAUCCACACUUUAAAAUCAACAAAAUACAAAAAAAAAUUGUCUCAAAGAGCUCAAGCACCAUUAUUAGCCUCAUCAUCAUCUUCCUCAUCUUCAGCCUCGCUGAGGCUGACAUCUUCCUCUCACCUUCACCAGCUAACGGCUUCGGUACAUGUCCUAGAGACCCGUUACAAAUUGGUGUGUGCGCCAAUGUCCUUCGCCUAGCCAAUAUUAUUGCUGGCGACACCAGAGCACAGCCGUGUUGCACUGCUAUCAGUGGCCUUCCGAACAUCCAAGUAGCCGACUGCCUCUGCUUUGUCUUCAGGCCACUUCCUUUGGUUUACGCGAUCGAUCAGGCGGUUAGAACAAUAUUUUUCGCUUGUAAUAUGGUUUUUCCUAUCGGCUUUCAGUGUCCACCACCAACAAGAUCGAGGCCUUAA
This is a messenger RNA of Eruca vesicaria subsp. sativa (arugula), 432 nucleotides long. The record is from the annotation of a GenBank genome assembly. Lineage: Eukaryota; Viridiplantae; Streptophyta; Magnoliopsida; Brassicales; Brassicaceae.